Messenger RNA from Metschnikowia bicuspidata var. bicuspidata NRRL YB-4993, 1884 nucleotides. RefSeq lists its product as uncharacterized. Gene Ontology annotation, molecular function: clathrin-cargo adaptor activity. The record is from RefSeq and is a predicted model, not a curated record. Gene Ontology annotation, biological process: clathrin-dependent endocytosis; intracellular protein transport. Lineage: Eukaryota; Fungi; Ascomycota; Pichiomycetes; Serinales; Metschnikowiaceae. Bases 1 to 1884 code for a protein of 627 amino acids. Gene Ontology annotation, cellular component: AP-2 adaptor complex; cytoplasmic vesicle. The transcript is spliced from 2 exons.
AUGGUCUCCGGCAUCUACUUCUGCCACUGGCCCGCCCGCAGUGGCCAGUACCUGCGGUGCGAGGUGCUCCUACAUCGCAGCUACCAUAACGACGUGCCCUCUGCGGAUUUGGUGGUGGCUGCGUUUGCCGCCAUGUACCAGGCGCAGCCGCCGUGGCAGCGCACGCCGUUCACGUGCCACCGGGGCACGUCGUACAUUUCUCUCUGGGCCGAAAACGACAUGCUCCUUCUCGCGGUGGCCCGCCGGAACGUGGACGCCAUGCUGGUGAUGGCGCUUCUAGGCCAGCUCCACUCGCUCGUGUGCCACUACUUCCACCGGGCCGGCGCGCACGGCCCGGCCGCCGGGCCGCCCCAUCCGUCCGAGCCGGGCGUCUUGCCGUUUUCCCGCGACGCCGUGGUGGAUAACUACGCCCUAGUAUACGAGCUCUUGGACGAGUGCGUGGACUUCGGCCUCGCGCAGGUCACGGACUACAACAUCCUCAAGGAGUACAUCAAGAUGGACGUCCACCGGGGCCACGGCGCCGGGCUGGAUGGCGGCGCCCUGGGCGAUUCGGCGCUGGACUCGGACCUGCCGUCGGGCGUUCCGGCGGCCCGGUCCCAGGCCCUGAAACACGGCCGCAAACAACGCCAGAACACCCCCGUCAAGUCCACACACAACCGGGCCGACCGCACGGACGUGGUCAACGACGCCGCGGCCCGCUACGUCAACAGUUCCAUUGUGCGCACGCAGGUUUCUGCCAUCAGCUGGCGGCCCAAGGGCAUCUUCUACCCGAAGAACGAGAUCUACAUCGACGUGGUGGAGCAGUGUGACUUUCUCUACGACCUCGAGGCCCGCGCGGUGCGCACCAACGAGAUCUCGGGCGUGUGCAUGGUGCGCUCGUACCUCUCGGGCAUGCCGGUGUGCAAGUUGGGGCUCAACGAGAGGUACAUUUCGCAGGUCGAGCACGACGGGGCUCUUGUAUCGGGGAAUCCGCUCUCGCACGGGCGGCGCGAGGGCAACCAGAUCCGGGGCGCCGGCAUGGGGCUCAUGCGCGUGCCCAUCACCAACGUCCAGUUCCACCUGUGCGUGCAGCUCUCCAAAGUGUACGAGGAAAACCUCGUUUUCUUCACGCCGCCAGACGACGAGUUCCGCUUGUUCUCCUACAGCGUGGAGCAGCAGCGGCGCAAGCGGGCCGAGCCCUUGCUCAUGGUGCUGCCCGUGUUCCGCGUGGUGCUGCUGGAGAAAAAGCUCCAGAUCAUGUGCACGCUCCACACCAGUUUCCGCAAGCGGCUCCACUGCAACAACGUCGUGGUGAAGAUCCCGGUGAGCACCGCGCUCUUCCCCUUGAACAACUCCAGUGCCGACAACUUCAGGUUCAAGUGCGAGUCGGGCGAGGCGCGCUUCAGCGUAGACUCCCUGCUGGUCUUCUGGGCCAUCGGCGACUUGCCGGGGUCCAAGAAGGCCGUGCGCUUGAUGGCCGAGCUUUCGCUCUCCAGCUGCGACCAUCUUUCCGAAAGGGCCGUUGCCGCGGAAUUCCACCGGCACGCCCGCCACCAGAACAGAAACCAGGGCGGCUCCCCCGCCGAGCACGACUCCGCAUCGGACGACGAACCAUCGCCCAUGUCGGACUUGGAUAAGUACUACGGCGUGGGCCACGCGUCUUCCUCGGUGUUUACCCAGCUACGAGCGACCGCCGAGGACGCGGCGCACGAGAUCUCGGUCUCGUUCGAAAUGCCCAUGUUCACCUACUCGGGGCUCAAAGUGACCUAUCUACGGGUGGACGAGGACACAAUGAAAUACACGUGCUUUCCCUGGGUGCGGUAUGCUACCCGGGCCAGCGCCGAUUCCGGAGCGGGCGCCAAGUUCCGUUAUCGGAUGGGGCCGUCCAACUUCAUAAUCCUGUGA